This is a messenger RNA of Heteronotia binoei (common prickly gecko), 2235 nucleotides long. RefSeq names its product forkhead box O1 (gene FOXO1). Gene Ontology annotation, molecular function: DNA-binding transcription factor activity, RNA polymerase II-specific; RNA polymerase II cis-regulatory region sequence-specific DNA binding. Gene Ontology annotation, cellular component: nucleus. The record is from RefSeq and is a predicted model, not a curated record. Gene Ontology annotation, biological process: regulation of transcription by RNA polymerase II; insulin receptor signaling pathway. Bases 15 to 1913 code for a protein of 632 amino acids. NCBI's taxonomy places the organism in Eukaryota, Metazoa, Chordata, Lepidosauria, Squamata, Gekkonidae. The transcript has 3 exons.
GCCCUCCGCCCGCCAUGGCCGAAGCGCCCCAGCUCGUGGAGACCGACCCGGACUUCCAGCCGCUGCCCCGGCCCCGCUCUUGCACUUGGCCGCUGCCCCGGCCCGAGCUCGCCCCGUCCAGCCCGGGCCAGACGCCUGCUCCCACUCCGGCCAGGGCCGCCUCGCCGUCCCGUUGCGCGCGGGGGGCGGCCCUGUGCUCCUCUUCGCCCGGCGGGGACCUCCUGAGUCUGCUGGAAGGCGGCGGCGGCGAGGGCUUCGAGGCUGCUGGGGCCGGGGAGCUGGGCGCUCCGGGCGGCUGCCCCUGCGGCGACUUCCCCUGCCUCCAACACCCGCCGCACCAGCAGCAGCAGCCGGCGGCCGCGUUGGCUUCGGUGGCCGGGCCCCGCAAGAGCAGCUCGUCCCGCCGCAACGCCUGGGGGAACCUGUCCUACGCGGACCUCAUCACCAAGGCCAUCGAGAGCGCCCCGGAGAAGCGGCUCACCCUCUCCCAGAUCUACGAGUGGAUGGUCAAGAACGUGCCCUACUUCAAGGACAAGGGCGACAGCAACAGCUCCGCGGGAUGGAAGAAUUCAAUCCGCCAUAACCUCUCAUUGCACAGCAAGUUUAUUAGAGUGCAGAAUGAAGGAACAGGAAAAAGCUCAUGGUGGAUGCUCAACCCAGAAGGAGGCAAAAGUGGCAAGUCUCCCAGGAGAAGGGCUGCAUCCAUGGACAACAGCACCAAGUUCGCCAAAAGCAGAGGAAGAGCUGCAAAGAAAAAAGCCGCUCUUCAGACAGGUCAAGAUGGAAAUGGGGACAGUCCAGGCACACAAUUCUCCAAAUGGCCUGCAAGCCCCAGCUCUCAUAGUAAUGAUGACUUUGAUAAUAACUGGAGUACAUUUAGACCUAGAACCAGUUCCAAUGCUAGUACAAUUAGUGGGAGACUUUCUCCAAUCAUGCCAGAACAAGAUGACCUUGGAGAAGAGGAUGUGCACUCCAUGGUCUACCCUCCAUCAGCAACCAAAAUGGCUUCGACUCUGCCUAGCCUUUCUGAGAUGAGCAGUUCGGAAACCAUGGAGAACCUGCUGGAUAACCUCAACCUUUUAUCCCCAAAUACAUCUUUGGCUGGAUCAACCCAAUCCCCACCCGCUACCAUGAUGCAGCAACCAUCAGGUUAUUCAUAUACUCCGUCCAACACAAAUAUAGGUUCACCAAAUGCGGACUACAGGAAAUAUAGUUAUGGUCAGACUAGCCUGAACACAUUGUCCCAAAUACCUAUGCAAACCAUUCAAGACAAUAAAUCGAGCUAUGGAAACAUCAGUCAGUAUAAUUGCCCUGUAGGACUGCUGAAGGAGUUGCUUACUUCUGAUUCACCUCCACACAGUGAUAUCUUGACAUCUGUAGACACUCAUGUUUCCCAGUCCAGUGGCCGAGUGUUGGGACCAAAUGUUUUAAUGGCCACUAACUCAGCCAUGACGCCAUACAGCAGUCAACAGAAUCAUAACAAAAUUGUUGCCCCCAGUACCCAUCCACAUCAAGGACAUAUCCAGCCAACAUCAGUAGUUAACAGCCAUACCUUGUCUCUCACUGUUAGCACUGUGUCUCAUGCUUCAGGUGUACAUCGUUCAUCCGCAGUGAAAACCUCAAUGCAAGUGCCUAUGAGCCACCCAAUGCAGAUGAAUAGCAUCAAUCCUUACACCACUGUGAACAGCUGUAAUGGCUAUGGAAGAGUGGGAAUAGUAUCUUUCCAUCAGGAAAAACUCCCUAGUGACUUAGAUGAUAUGUUGAUUGAACGAUUGGACUGCGAUAUGGAGUCAAUAAUUCGUAAUGACCUCAUGGAUGGGGAAACAUUAGAUUUUAACUUUGACAAUGUGUUGCCUAACCAAGGUUUGUCACAUGGUGUAAAGACAACAACACACAGCUGGGUGCCGGGAUAAGACUGGAAGGCUACAGUUUAAAGUGCUUCAGAGACCUUUGACUGCAGGGACUGAGCAAGAGAGUCCAAAGAUAUCCUUCAGCCUUUGUAUAGUCUUUGUAAUUUUUUCCCUCUUGUCAGACUUGGCAGCAGAUAGAUUUUUUUCUUGCACCGGAUGUAUGCCAGAUACUUGCGGGUCAUUUGCUGCUGUAGGUAAGGUAUGUGCCAUUGGAAGUGUGUUUACUUGGAUGUGCCAAACUCCCACUACAAUGUCAAAGGAGAAGAAAAUACCUUUUCAUCAUGUUUGGUGACUGUGAACAGUGUAAGCUGUUGAAGCAAAACUU